Colletotrichum spaethianum is the source of this 495-nucleotide messenger RNA. RefSeq names its product 4-hydroxy-4-methyl-2-oxoglutarate aldolase. Bases 1 to 495 code for a protein of 164 amino acids. The record is from RefSeq and is a predicted model, not a curated record. The transcript has 2 exons. Lineage: Eukaryota; Fungi; Ascomycota; Sordariomycetes; Glomerellales; Glomerellaceae.
AUGGUUGAAGUGAGUGCUAUCUCAGCGCCGAAGUUGGACAAGAACUUCGUCGACUACAACCAAGAAGGCGGCAUUAUGUACGUUCAACAGCCCAAGCGAUUGUCGUCGGCUUGCUGGGGCGGUCUGAUGUCUACAAGAGCCAAGUACCUGGGUGCUCAAGGUGUCGUGAUCGAUGGUCGGAUAAGAGAAAUUAGCGAGCACAACGAGAUGGGUUUCCCGGUCUUCGCACAAGGUACCUCAAUUCUCGGGUCCAAUACCUUCACUCGCGCAUCCCGAGUGAACGUGCCACUCCAAUUCAAUAGCGAUCUCUGGAUCAACCCCGGUGAUAUUCUGAUUGGUGACUCUGACGGUGUUGUGGUCACGCCCGUAUCACUGGUAGAGAAAGUGGUUGCUUUGUGUCAAGAGCGGGCAGAGGUUGAUGAGAGAAUGUUUGCUGAGCUGAGGAAGGGAGCCUCGAUGGGCGAUCUUAUUAGGAAUGUCAGGAAAGACAAGUAG